AUGACGAAAGAGCUGAAAUCAUUCAGAGAAGCCGUAACACAACAUCUACAGGAGAUGAAUGAACUGAUAGAGACAGAAAAAGGAAAAAUGACGAAAGAGCUGAAAUCAUUCAGAGAAGCCGUAACACAACAUCUACGGGAGAUGAAGGAACUGAGAGAGACAGAAAAAGGAAAAAUGACGAAAGAGCUGAAAUCAUUCAGAGAAGCCGUAACACAGCAUUUACAGGAGAUGAAUGAACUGAGAGCAUCCAGGGGGAGAGAAAGAGAGUUACCAACAAAUGAGCUGAAAACCUCCAGAAAGGACAGAAGAUAUUUUUCGCAGAAUAAGAGUGAGCGUGGAGCUUCUGGCAAGAGACAAAUGGAAAAACACGUGAACGUCAAAGAAAUGGAAAAACUUAGGGCAGCGUCGUCAUCAAAUAAAUUUGAUGAGCCGGAUGCAUCAAGGUCAACGCUUUUCAGGAAGCUUAAAGGCUUAUUUGGCUCAUCAAAGUCAACAAGCCAGGAAAGGCGUUCACUUCGAAAAACACAGAAAAAGCAUAAAGUGGACACUGAAGCUUCGCUAAGAAUGCCGCUGUUAGCCAGCCAAUCUCAUGAAGACCAGCUCGAAUAUGUUCAGGAGCACGACAAAAUAACAGACAGUCUGGAAAUUUCAGGAAGUGACGAAGUGGAAUCGGGCAGUACUGCUUCCCCAGGAAGAUGUGAAGCCGGUCCUUCCCUUGUUAAAAAUACCGAUUCUGGAAAGCGGCACGACAAGGUGAUGGACAGUCGGAAAGGUUCGAAGAGUGACGGAGAGAAACAAAGCAGUGCUUCGCUAAGAAUGCCGCUGUUAGCCAGCCAAUCUCAUGAAGACCAGCUCGAAUAUGUUCAGGAGCACGACAAAAUAACAGACAGUCUGGAAAUUUCAGGAAGUGACGAAGUGGAAUCGGGCAGUACUGCUUCCCCAGGAAGAUGUGAAGCCGGUCCUUCCCUUGUUAAAAAUACCGAUUCUGGAAAGCGGCACGACAAGCUGAUGGACAGUCGGAAAGGUUCGAAGAGUGACGGAGAGAAACAAAGCAGUGGGCGUAUUACCACUAGAGGGGUAUAUCAUGGAACAGACGACGGUUAUGUUCAUUUCUAUGAACAAGUAUACCGUGAUCCAUCACAGUGCACAGGACAACUUUCACCAUCACGCCCUGCUCAAAGUCUGCCUUUACUACCAUAUGAAAUGGAUAUUAGGGACCUACCCAACGAAAGAACGAGGGUAUACCGUGAUCCAUCACAGUGCACAGGACAACUUUCACCAUCACGCCCUGCUCAAAGUCUGCCUUUACUACCAUAUGAAAUGGAUAUUAGGGACCUACCCAACGUAAUCGAGCGUCUGAAAAACUAUGAAGGACAACUUUUAUCAUUUCGCUCUGCUGAAAGUCCAUCUUCACUACAACAUGAAAUAGACAUUAGGGACCUACCCAACAGCGGAAUAAAGAUCGAGCAGCAGCCCAAAUCUAAAAAACAACCGGAAGGUUCAGAAGUAAUUUUCGAGUUGAAGGUGCAGGAGCAGGAUAAAUAUUCCUAUCAGUGGCUGAAAGAUGGAGCCGAACUGAAGGGAAAGUGCGAUGCCAUCCUCAUCCUUGAUAAUGUUGAGCUCCGUGAAUUUGGCUGGUACAAAUGUCGAGUUUGCUCUCGAGAAAAUUUUGGAAUCAACUGCGAGUCAUCACGGGCAUGGCUGGAUGUUGUCCCUAAAGUUCAGAAAGGAACAAGACUAAAAAAGUUUAUAGAUGUAGACCUAUCAACUUGUGAUAAAAUAGCUUUCUAUCUGGAUAAAGAUGUCCCAUUUGGUCUUGGAGGUAACAGACAGGUGGCCGAUGUGUUUGGCAUGACUAAAGACAUGAUCGGAGCACUUGCAACAAGCAAGUCUCCUGGACAAGAGAUCGUCGAAUUUUUGAAGGCAACGAAACCAGACAUAACAGUUUACGAAGUUUUUAAACAGUUAAAGGGCGACGAAAUGAAGCGUUUUGAUAUCGCAAAGAUCUUAGAGAACCAUCUUACAAUUACUGAAAGUGAAGUCUGGUUUAAAAGCUAAAAAUCUCAAAAUAUAUCUUAAUUUUAAAAAUAGUAAAAUCUUCUUCAAACAUGUUCCAAGUUUCUUUGGGUGCAUACGUAAAAUUUGCCGAUCAGCAGGACCUAUUUUGUAGUGUAACAAAGAGCCUUUAGAAAAUGCGCUUCAAGAACAAUAUUAAAAUAUGCAUGUAAUAACUCCAAAGGCCAAUCAGAAUAUUUUCAAGGAGCUACUAAAAACUUAGGGAAAAUGUCUGUCUCGUGAACCGUCUUUAAGCUUGGGAAAACGCACGCAGACCAACUCAAGUCUUGGUGGAUUUUAGGUUUUGAAUUUAAUUGUCUUGCGCCAGGCGUUAGUUAUAACCAAAUACACAAUAAAGGAGAGCAAAACCAAAACUAUCCGCCUUAAAAGCGCUUUUGACGCUCAUUCAAAACCCACCCCUGGCAAGCAAGCGAGUACAUGUAUAAGUAAGUUAAUGAAUAAGUGAUGAGUAACUGAACAAGCGGAUACGUUGAUGGAUAGGUUUACCAUGGACCCAUACCAAAGUUCUUAUUUUGGUUCUUGUAGCCAAAAUUGAGUUUUGGUAAGGGUGUUGUUGUUUAUUCGUGAGAUCCUUGUGAAAGUGGUAGGGUCAAAGUUACGAUAUCAAACAUUUAAUCCUCUGAGAUCAGUUGGCUCGCAUGCUCGCUCAUGCCUACCGGUAGCGAAUGUAAGGAAGUGUAGUGUAGGAUUCAUUGUCAGUCAAUCAGAGUUAGACAAUACCACUAAGGAUCAGUCAGAGACAUUAAGUCAUUAAGAGUGGUCGAAGAAAAGGAAUAAAAUUUGACCUUCAAAGAUUUUCUAACACUGAUCGUGUUGAAUUAGAGUAAAGAUAUGAACACCCGAGGAAUAA
Messenger RNA from Pocillopora verrucosa, 2926 nucleotides. Lineage: Eukaryota; Metazoa; Cnidaria; Anthozoa; Scleractinia; Pocilloporidae. The record is from RefSeq and is a predicted model, not a curated record.